AUGAAACGCGAUUGUGUUGCUUUUCAAGGAUUUGAGCUAAUUGGUCACAUCACCACGACAUUAUACGCUGACGAAAUAAGCUGUGGAUUGAGAUGCCUUCAAGAUGAAAACUGCCAAUCUUACAACAGCAAAUCCCAUGCUGAUGAUGCAAAGAAGGAAUGUCAACUGAGUAAUCAAACCAAAAAAUCAAGUCCGGAAAACCUGAGGCGUAACCCACGUUCUACUUAUUAUGGAAGAGGUACUGUUGAGUAAAGUGCUUAAUAUUAUGGAAAAGUUAGUGGAGGUGGGAGGGGAGGUAUGAGGGGUCGGAGAAUUUUGGUUGUCACAAUAAAGUUUUCCUGAUCCCUCCAUAACGUUCCGAAUUAUUCUAUCGAUCUUCCUCAUUGGCAGUCAAUUUUCUUUAGUCCCACCUUUAAACUCUGUUAGCGACCACUGAUCCUCUCUCCAUUCCCUUUGAAAACAAUGAUACCCCCCCCAAGACCCUGCCACCCAUCCCACCCCCUUUUUCCAAGUCAAAAAUGGUGACCUAUUUCUUACUUCUAAUUAGGGCUUUUCAGAGCUCUCUCGUGUCGCGUGUACAUCCAUGUAUAAUCUCUCCCGAGAGAAUAUGAAGUUUAAAAUCUCUUCCUUUUCCUUAUAAUGAUAGAUUUUCCAUUUUCUUAGUUUAAAUUUAAAUUUCCAAAAUCAAAAGCUAUCUAAUAAUCACGCGGAAGGAACUACUGAUGGAAUAAGACCUCUGUGGCGUGUUUUGUUUCUUAGUUUGAUCCUCUCCUCGUUCCAAAUGAUUAUACUUCUCUUUUCCUAUGCAGAUAAACGAGGUUGGGAUUCUGCUCAUCCGGCCCUCUCCUGUAAAGAAAUUCUGGACUAUGGACAUUCCAAAGGAGACGGGGAGUAUUGGAUCGACCCAGAGAAGAGUGGAAACCCUUUGAAGGUCUAUUGUGACAUGUCAAGAUCUGGUGGUAAGAGAAUGAAUUGGUUUCUUAAGACACGAGGACUUCAACAAUAGUAUAUAUAUCUGACUUGGUAGAGUUGUUAUUGGAACGUUCUGGUCUUGGCUAUUCUUGCUUUCUUUACCAAGAUCCUUAUUAUGUUUUGAAUCAAAACUACAGCAGAAUUCUCGAAAGUGAUUGGUUAUCAUCAGCCGGCCGAUUUGAACACUAAUAGGACAGUUAACGCGUCAUGCCUGUGUGAGUGGACAGAACGCGUCAUGUGCGCGCUGUUGUCUCGCAUUUCGCCGAGUAAACUGUUGUUUUUCGUUUUUAUGAAAACGUAUAACCGAUGUCUAGUUUCUUUCUCAAAUUUUGUCAUAGUUUUGACUAAUUGGUAACAGGCCUUCUUGUCGUCCAAUUCUGUCUGUAAUGAUACGAGUGAUUAACAAAUCGGACUCCCGCUUUGCGGUCGUACGAUUCUGUAAAUCACUCGUAUGAUUACAGACCGAAUUGGACUCCACUCGGUCCUGUUACCAUUUAAUAUGUCCAAAAUUCUAGUUACAUGGAUGUCACCAGAUCAUUUAGGUUUGUUUUAUUUUAGGUUUGUUUUAUUUUAGGUUUGUUUUAUUUUAGGUUUGUUUUAUUUUAGGUUUGUUUUAUUUUAGGUUUGUUUUAUUUUAGGAGGUUGGCUUCUGGUGUCAAAUGUUGAGUUCGGAAGUCCCUCUCCUAAGGUGUCAAUUGAGACAUCAUACCGUGGAAUAGGUAAGUCACACAUGGUUCUGCAGAAAAGUGCCAUGAAAGAGCUCAGAAGACACUUGUCCUUUACUCAGCUGAGAUUCCACUGCCACAAGAAACAGGGACGCACAUUCCACGUGGUCACAGCUUCCAACAGCUCAGGCGAAGCUGUGGUCCGGUACUUCAGCGGUCAGACAGAUGAGCAACCGGACGCCUGUGGUUCGUUUGUGAGAGUGACGUUGGAUGACAAUUCCGAGUUAGCUGGCAUUUGCAAAGAUUGGGGUCAACUAAAAAGUGGAGAGGUCCGGGUUGGAAAGUGGGGACAUGGUGAAGAUCAAAACAGGCUAUACUGGUAUCCCGUCUUGAUAAAAAACAAGUAUCAACUUAGGGUCCAACUGCAUAACGUUGACGACCUCGAAAAAAUGGAAUGUGAUGAUAGCUACGGUCACAAUGUUGACACAGACGGCGAUUUCUGGAGAGUCUUUGUUCGUUAG
Molecule: messenger RNA, 2158 nt
Organism: Pocillopora meandrina
Lineage: Eukaryota; Metazoa; Cnidaria; Anthozoa; Scleractinia; Pocilloporidae
Source: the annotation of a GenBank genome assembly